AUGGAUCAUCACCACUCCUCGCAUGCAGGCUCUAGCAAGAUCAGAAGACGAGCCAACAAGGCAUGUUUAGCCUGCCGAGCCCGCAAGGUCCGAUGCGAUGUGUCUCAGCGGGGCCGGCCGUGCAUGAAUUGUUUUCUGGACGGCGAGGCUUGUGUUGUGAUCGGUCGAGCUUCAAGACGGUUCGUAUCUACUCUAGACUCAGAAAGAGAAUUCAGCUUGAGAGGUCCGGAGGAGGACUCGUAUCGAGGACUACCUCCGGCACGGCAUGGUCCACGGCAUGAGUCACUGCAAGAGCUGCUGCAUCAGCACGCACACUCGUCGACAAGAGCGAGGAUCCAGCAGCUUGAGUGGGUGGGUGAGCAGAGCAUGAGGUUCGGAUCUGACGUGACAUACUCCUACUAUCCAUUCCUUGAGGUCAACAACCUACCAAGUAUCUUGCCGCAAGAUGUCAGUUAUCUCGAGAUGCAGGGCUGCCUACGCGUACCCGCCAAGCCAAUACUGGACGAUUUUGUCAAGCAAUACUACCUUCAUGUUCAUCCCAUCAUGCCGCUUGUGGACGAGGGUAUUUUCUGGGAAAUGUACGGCUCUCAGCCGGGUGCGAUCUCUCCCAAGGAGCGGUUGUCGUUGCUUGUGCUGCAGGCAAUGCUCUUCGCCGCAUGUAGUUAUGUCCCACGGAAAAGUCUUCAGACACUCGGAUUUGUAAAUGUCAAGUCCGCCAAAGAGGCAUUGUAUCGUCAAACGAAGCUGCUGUUUGACUUUGGAGCCGAAGCCUCGCCCAUUGCCAGCGCGCAAGCCGCUCUUCUUCUCUCAGCUUGGUCCCCACUCACCACGAGUGAAUGUGCACACGCUAGCAGCUAUUGGCUCAGCGUCGCAAUUCAGCAAGCUAAGAGGGCUGGAGCACAUCGUAAAGACCACAUGCCCGAUACAGGGGUUCCUCCCCACCGCCGCGUCUCUCUCAAAAUGCUAUGGUCUUGUAUAAUUUUACAAGACCGACUCCUUUCUCUCUGCUCUCGGAGGCCGAUCCAGCUGUCCAAGGCCCAUUAUGAUACCGACGACGAAUGGUUUGCCGCUUGUGAGCCUGGGUUGCUGUGGAAUGAAGCCAAACGCGGCCGAGCCUAUAAUGUCAGAACGAAGGCGACCUUGAAUGCCAUCUUCUCGCUCAUGGUGAGCCUCGCAUUGGUCCUCACGGACCUUCUCACUGAAGUUUGGCCGUUAAAUGACGAGCCACUCUGGGAGGCACGUCGUGAUCAAGAGGUUAUGCAAAGCAUCGGAAGCUGCAAGGCGCGUCUGAAUGGCUGGUAUCAAAAAGCCACUGCAGCACUUUCCAAGUCGCAACAUCACCGAGUUUCCACGGAUACUAUCUUUGGGGACGAUUCUCAUGAUGAGUUUCAACACGAAUCCGUGACCCUUUACAGCAACUACAUGUACAUGCUCUAUCAUUCUGCCCUGACAAGACUCUGCCACCAUGAGGGCCUGUAUUUGAUACGCAAGUUUCACUCGACCCAAGAGAAUAGCAUGAGUCUCCGAGAAAGAGCGUUACUUGCCGACAGCCGCCGCGAGAUGGAACAAGCAGCUUGGGCAGGCUCCCAAUGCCUCAAAGUCCUCGUGACGCAUCGACUGUCGAGAUGGGCACCAACAACUUCCAUUACUUGCAUAUCAAUGCCGCUGCUUCUUUGUAUUACCAAAGCCAAAUCGUUGCCCACUCCGAGUGUCGAG
Molecule: messenger RNA, 1716 nt
Organism: Cryphonectria parasitica EP155
Lineage: Eukaryota; Fungi; Ascomycota; Sordariomycetes; Diaporthales; Cryphonectriaceae
Exons: 6
Biological process (GO): regulation of DNA-templated transcription; DNA-templated transcription
Molecular function (GO): zinc ion binding; DNA binding; DNA-binding transcription factor activity, RNA polymerase II-specific
Source: RefSeq, a predicted model, not a curated record